This is a messenger RNA of Chaetomium globosum CBS 148.51, 1572 nucleotides long. RefSeq lists its product as uncharacterized. NCBI's taxonomy places the organism in Eukaryota, Fungi, Ascomycota, Sordariomycetes, Sordariales, Chaetomiaceae. The transcript is spliced from 6 exons. Bases 1 to 1572 code for a protein of 523 amino acids. The record is from RefSeq and is a predicted model, not a curated record.
AUGUCUGCGGGUAGUGAUUUCUCCAAAGCACAGGCAUCAUCGACAAUCCUUUUAUCUUUACAUUCACAUACUAACGGCAUAAACAUAUCGACGCUGAGAUCUAGGAGUGCUUGCGGUGGAAACAAGAAGUCGAGGCUGAGGAUGGAUUGGCAUCGGACCGCCAACCCGUUCCUCAAGUUCGACGAACCGUCUUCGUUCUUCCGGUUUGACUGCUCAUCGCCCUAUCCUGCGAGGGUGUUGCGGCGCCAUAGUGAAGUCUUCAAGUCAGACCUUCUUCAACCCCCGACCGGGAAUCGGGACAGGUCUGGUUACCACAUCCUACUCGUUGGUAUACCUGAGCCUGUCCGACUGGGGACGAACAACGAAAGUGUCAUCCCCAGGCUGCUAUCCAGCAUCCCGUUGGCUGGCCCUGCAUGGAAGCGUGUGACUGAGUGCUUCUAUCUCCACGAUGCGAUUCGAAAUGCGAUAAAGCGCAGCAACUCCAGCCCAUCGACAACUUAUCUGGUCAAAAAGGAGGGCCCGGAGAUUGUCGAGAUGUACACGGCCGCUACAUCACGGACUUGGCCGGAGAACCUAGCAAUUUCUUCCACGCACUUCAGACGCUCCAAGCUCACUGUUGGUGUGAUAUUCGGUUGCACAGGGGAGCAGAUGAAGAGAGUGGAGGAGCUGCUCCACCACGCUCCCGAGGUCAAGUCUCAUCCGCUGCUGAUGGUCGGGGUAUUUGCCGAGCUCACCCGGGACAGAGUGACAGAAAUUGUCCGCGAUGCAGUUGCAGACUGCGAUAUUGCGACUAUGAAGCUUGGGCUGAACGGGAAGACCCGUCCUCAAGUUAGGCGGUCCUUUGAGCUCAGUCGCGAGCUUCGUAACUGCCGCCUCAACACUAAGAAGGCCGAGGAGGAGUUGAGAUCAGCGCAGAGCCAGCUUCAUAAGAUGAUGCAGCAAAUCGAGGAGUGGAUGAACCGCGCUGGAGGACCCGCGGGGGACCAGGCCUCCGGGCGGCUGGGCGACGACUUCACCACGAGCACCGUGAGGUUCAAAGACAGGUUCGAGGAGAUCAGCAUCGAGUUUGAUGCCCUGAUGGCUAGGUGCCGUAUGACAUUUGACGAUAUGACUUACUCUGAAGAAUUGUUCACGUCCGAGUUACUGAGCCAUGAUGCCGAGUCAGCACGGCACCAGGCGAAGGCCAGCACCGUUAUUGCGUUUGUUGCCAUGCUUUAUCUCCCAAUCACGACUGUUGCUACCAUUUUCGCCAUGCCCGUCUUCGACUUCGAAAACGACUGGCGAGACAUACGUUUUCGCGAAACUGGUAACAGCGGAGAGGCGUCUGACAAAGACGCGGCAGGGGAUAAGAAUUCCAAGCCCGUGUUAUCGUUUUACUUUUGGAUCUACCUCAUCAUCUCGAUCGGCCUCACCGCGGUCACUGUCUUCGGUUGGUGGCGGUAUACCCGGACCGGUAGACAUCCACGCAAGCCGAAACACAGGCGCAUGUCUUACACCGGGGGCACUAAAGAACGGCACGGCAAAACGAUAUCAUUCAUGCCCGAGUACGAAGGCGGUAAACACCCGGUGUAG